CAGCCGGUGUUUUCAUAUUUUUACGCCCCUCCGGUCUUGUAUUGUGGUUUCCAUGCUUCGAAGACAUCUAACGUAGCGUACAGGGGUGCCAUGACUCUGACCAGAGGAUCUUUCACCUACGCCAGUGGGGAAGAGUACCACGGCGAGUGGAAAGAAGGUCGGAGGCAUGGAGUGGGUCAGCUCAAGUUUCAGGAUGGAACGUGCUACAGUGGUCAGUUUGAGAACGGGCUCUUUCAUGGCUCGGGUGUGCUGCUCUUCACAGACGGAUCAAGGUACGAAGGAGAAUUUGCACAUGGAAAGUUUCAAGGCCUCGGAGUCUUCGGCCGAUACGAUGGCAUGAAGUUUGAAGGAGAAUUCAAAGAUGGACGCGUUGAGGGAUACGGGUUAUUGACUUUCCCAGAUGGAGCACAUGGUGUCCCACGAAAUGAGGGCUUGUUUAAAAACCACAAGCUGCAGAAGAGAGAGAAGUGUCCAGGCGUGGUGCAGCGUGCGCACGUUUCCGCCUCCAACGCCCGCACCCUGGCACUUUGACUGUCAUGAACCCUGGAGGAGACACAGUCAGGGCUCCGGCACUUUCCAGGAGGACCUCAGGGAUGUAAACUCCCAUCAAGCUCUUCUCCUUGAGUCUUUCUCUAUUUUUUUAACAUCUCUUUCUAAUUCCCUUUUUCUGCAUCUUCCUUGUUUUGCCUUGGAACGCACAUGAAUUUUGACCAAACAAACGCUUUCUUUUAGACUGACUUGAAAUGCACGACACCGGGAAGCCCACCUUUAACUGAGCGAGUCACCUAAACACCACAUGCUGCUUUCUGUUUGUCUCCCUUUGUCCCGAUUCUUGUACUCAUAAACAUCCUCUUAGUGUUUUUCCCUUGAGCAGUUAACAUUUAUACAUCAAACAACUGACAAUGGCAGUCCUGUUCUUACCACAACUGGAACCUCAAACAGGUUGAUCUCUAAUGCAUGAGGAAGAAGUGUAAACUUUGUCUGUUCAUCAAAGUCUACAGCCAUUUAUGAGAUAAACUCUACUGAAGCCCUGAGUGGACAUGCAUCCCUACACUUUGUUUACUCUGUUUUCCUGUGAUAAUGAGUAACUUCUAGUUGUAUUCUGGAGCUUAAUACUCAUUAAUCCUGUAUCCCUAAAACUGCAAAAGUACAAAAUACAUAGAAAUUGGCAAAACUAACCUCAUUGGUGCGGGCACUUGCAGCGUGGCAUAGGUCUUGCCUUUAGUAUUGUUUUUAGAUCAUCUAAAUAUGAUAUAUUGAGAUUCAUUCGUCGUCAGCUUUUGUUAUGUAAUGAGAAAAAUAUGUGAAGAUCUCCAGAAGAAAACUGAAAUAGACUCUUCCACUGGAAAACCAGAAUUCUUAUCUUGAGAUAACCAAAUAAAUUCGUAGUUAUUACAAGUAAAUACAAUUUGUGGAUUCAUGUCCUCUUAGGGCUUUAUGAAAAUUCCCCUUAAAAUGAACAACACAUGAACUUAAAGGUACUCUGUUGGGUUUUUGACUAUCGGUGUUACCAAUUAGCAAUUAUGAUUGUUUGUUUUUUUCUUUCUUACAAAUGGGCAUUAGGAAGCAUGCACAAAAACAUGUUGGGGACAAAAUACAAAUUUUUGCAGAAGGUUUUGUGCAAUUCUGCAAAUGAACAGUUUUUGCUUUUUUUUUUAAAGACACAGCAAUGUGCCCUUAAAGCCAGAAACAAGACUGCAAGUUAGAAAAUAUUGAUUGAAAUACUCAAAAAAAGAUUUUUAAAUGGCUUAUAAAGAUUUGUCUGUAAUAUUCCAGGCCUCAUAAAUACACAAGACAUAUGCAUUCUGGUGAAAAGCAGGGAAUGUAAGCACUCUCUUUAAAAACACUCCAUAGGGCGCCUUUCAACUCUCAUCUAAUUGUUGCUGCCAUCUUGGACUUUCUAGGGAAGUGUUCUGCCCCUCGUUUUUCUUCAUGUAAUAGAUCAGUAUUCACAUUUGCCUUAAAGAUAUUUUAGUACGAGAGCGUAGUCCUGUCUGAAAAGUAACCAUCUGAAAACAAGAUCACGCAUAUUGCCCCCUCUUUCCCCUCUCCUCUGCAUCUUCUCCCCCUGAGGUGUCUGUCAUCAUAAUGAAUUUGAGGUCUGUUUGAAGAGUGCCUUCACUCUGUGACACGCGUUGCUAAGCUGGUGCUGACUUCCAGCUCUCGUCACUCACAUCCAGUCCAGCAGCUCCAAUGAACUCUAAUAAACCUCCCUCUCCCAGUGGAAAUCAUUGGAGAGGAGAUUUAUCUCAGCUGGAUCAUUCUUAUGUUUAACCUGAGAGCAGAUGGUGAGUAAUCCUGAUGAAAUGCAUCCAAUUAGGGAUGUAAAUCUUAAAUGAGGCAGCUGAUUGAAAUCAUUUAUAAAUCAGAUAUAUAUUUAACAGUACUUGAUUUUUAAGUGUGCGUUUACUGUGAGGGGUAAAUUGGUAAUUGAGUUUGUUCCGACCUUUCAUACAAAUGGUUUAUUGUUUGAUUGGUCGUGGAGACAAAUGUGUUACAGAAUUAUUUAAGACAGCGUGGGUUGAGUCUUUGCUGAGAAUUGUAUACAACACAGUUAUAGCUGAUCACAGAUUAUUUCAUCGUACUUGAAUAGUUAUUAGGCCUUAAAAAGCAUUUGUAGACUUGUCUAGGGUUGCCUACAUGAAACUUCAACCAAAGACAAUCAGAUGAUAUUAUAGGUAUAGGACGCCUGGAAUGGUAACAGGAGUUGCGUGUGUUAUUUUUUACAGCUGAACAUUAAAGACAAAUCCACAUGUGGCUUGAGUGCAGUACAGAUUAUGCUGUAAAUAUUCCUUACAUCUCCAGUCUAGAUUACUGCAGUUACUGAUAUCAUUAUUUUAUUUCAAAGCGGAAGCAAAAAAAAAAUCAAUACUUAAUAUUGUGAGGCUGUACUACUGCUUGCUUUGGAAACCCCCGUUGGUGCUGCAGUGUGCUGCACAGUGCAAUCAGAAAGACUGAAGCUAACAUUACAGAGAAAAUCUGUCCACUGCAUGCACCAGAACCACUCCUCUCACACACACACUGAUACUUUAAUGUUUGCUGUAUGUGCAAAGUGUGUAAUAUCCUGUAUUUUACAUCAUGUAAUGGUAUUUUUUUCCCUCUUGCAAUGUCAGAGACAAUACCUGCUAAAGCCUUCUUUGCCUACACACACCAUGCCUGUGUGGAAUUUAAUUCAUCAGAAUCCCACAUCCAUUUCCAACUGGAAACAUAUGGUGCUUAAAAAGCGUGCCUGUCCAGACUCUCACCUGCCUGGAGAAUACCAUUGCCAUGGUUACCUUUUUUUCUGUGACAAUAGAAGAUUGCUUUGAGUGCUCUUAUAGAAAAACUACCGCACAGUAUCCUCUUAUUCUCCUGGAAUAGGGUGUGAGUAUGUAUCACAAGGGUGGUUAACAGUUGAUGUGUUCAAUAAAGAUGUGUUUAAAAAA
Messenger RNA from Labrus bergylta (ballan wrasse), 3425 nucleotides. RefSeq names its product MORN repeat containing 4 (gene morn4). NCBI's taxonomy places the organism in Eukaryota, Metazoa, Chordata, Actinopteri, Labriformes, Labridae. Gene Ontology annotation, biological process: response to axon injury. The record is from RefSeq and is a predicted model, not a curated record. Gene Ontology annotation, cellular component: cell projection.